This is a messenger RNA of Anguilla rostrata (American eel), 6652 nucleotides long. It is a transcript of the gene pitx3, whose product is annotated as paired-like homeodomain 3. Gene Ontology annotation, cellular component: nucleus. Gene Ontology annotation, biological process: regulation of transcription by RNA polymerase II; anatomical structure morphogenesis. The coding region runs from base 4820 to 5659 and encodes 279 amino acids. The transcript is spliced from 3 exons. NCBI's taxonomy places the organism in Eukaryota, Metazoa, Chordata, Actinopteri, Anguilliformes, Anguillidae. The record is from RefSeq and is a predicted model, not a curated record. Gene Ontology annotation, molecular function: RNA polymerase II cis-regulatory region sequence-specific DNA binding; DNA-binding transcription factor activity, RNA polymerase II-specific.
GCACACGUUGGCACGGGUUUCAACCGUUUUGAAAAGGAAAAAAAAAAAAACCGGCAGAGUAGACUGCCUUGACUAGAAGACGACACUGUCUGCUAAGAGGCCAGAGGAUAAUUAAGGCUGUCUGAGAGAAUAAAAUAUGCGGAGUAUAUUUGUACAAAUGAGUCACACCAACCACAAUAAUUACAACAGUAAUAUUUAUUGUAACAACAAUUUUAGUAAUAGUAUAGGGCAGUAAUUGUCAGUGUCAGGGAAUCCAUACGUGCUAAACUGUGAGCUAUGAAAUAGGCUUCCAAGGCUCACAUGAUUUGGAUUACAACAAUUUCUUCGGACUUCACCAGUAAAAAUAUAUCGGUUCCUUUAAAAUGACUUUGAUGUGAAUUUUCUUAAUCUACAAGUAGGCCAGGCGUUUUAAUCCCCACAUUUUCAUUAGAUGUUUCCGUUUAGUUUUAUGUGGUAACGGGAAUAAUAAAUCAACGCAGAAACUGACUAAAAUAACAAAUCCAUGGCUUUAACAGGCUGUCAUAUGUUGUAUAAUUAUUCUGUAUUUACCUGUUAGGACAGGAGUUUGUGUCUUCAUUAUAAAAAAAAGGAUAUUCAGAUUUUACAAAUCUCUAGCGCUUCGUGAGAGUGUGAUUUAUCCCAUUUUGCUAUCUUUGUUGACAAAAGGCUACAGAGUAUAUCAGUUAUAUAUCUCAUCUCUGUAUUUCUACAUCCAAAUCAUUGUAAUUUAACAAAACCUACUAUCGUACAUUUUGCAGUAUGACAUAGGUGUGUUCGGAUAUUACAAUAUUAUUUUCAUUGUUGUCUAAACAUAUGAGCUUUACAUUCAUUUCCAUUUCCAUUAGUUGUCAUGCAUAAGGUGAAAGCUGUAGCGUUUCCAUUUUCGCAAAAGUCCAAGUCCUGAACUUCAUAGGUUUAAUUCUGUGAGCCCAAAACCGCGCACGCGCCUAUCACAUCGGCCUAUAUAAGUCUAGGCCUAUGGACUAUACAUCAUUUUAAAUGGUGACGCAUGGCGUUCGGUUUAAUCCCCUAUAAACAAUCGGAUCAGAUAGUGCCCUGACAUGCUUGUGUUUCCAGACACGCAUUUAUUAUAAACUGAAAACCAUUUUGAUUUAUUCAUGAUGUAGACCAAGUGCCCUCUAGAGUCAGAUUAUUAAUGCGUCAUUGUCACCUCUGCAAUAUUAUAUUAUUGGCUAAUGUAGUUGCGUGUGUACUCACGUGAUGAGAACAAAAAAGGUUACGUACAUUUUUGCUAGGUAUACCGUUUUCUUCGGUCGGACAGCUAAAUCGCGUCUACUUCUGUCAGUAAAACUGCCUGUCCUGAAGACAGAUGAAGCCGAAUGGAGAAAAGGCAAACAUUUAUAAUGUCCGCGCGAACUCACCGAUGGAAUUUCAUUGAAUCAAACAGUUCCAUCAGACUUUACAAGUGUGGAUAAUGUAAACUGAGGACAAAAAGUACAAUUACAAACGUGUUCCCCGGCUUUAUGGGAAUGGGGGAAUGUGGACAAGGGAUUAUGUAUAAGCGACCGGGAAUGAUAACGAGGUGCCGAAGCAAAAUAUUAUGGGGCAAUAAAAAGGUUUCCAAGGUAGUUAAGACAUUCAUUUUUAUUUACUGUAGUUAACUGUUACACAGUUUCACACCGCAGGCAUUUUAUAAUAUUGCAAAUAAAACGUUUCAACUCUUUACACCUUUACCCACUCAUUUAGCCUCAAUUAAGACAUAAAUGUAGCUAUAUUAUCAGGCGAUUAUAGAUGCAUGCAUGCAUAUAUAUAUAUUAAUUUUCAAAAAAAUAUUUGUUGAUUUUUCCAAUUUAAUUGUGUUUUGGACGCUAAUUCGCCUGACUAAAUGCAGUUUAGGUAGGCUAUAGAAGCUAUAUUUCAAGACAUGAAACUGGAGGCCAUCUCAAACACUGGGGCGAAAAUAAACGACAGGCCCAAUGAAAACACUUUUUCCAAAGGCGCCGGAAGUAUUGUUUCGGUUUGAUUAUUUGUUUAAUACAUUUCUGAGCAAAUUGAAACGCAAGUGGUCGUGGAUAUGCGCACCACAUCCGGCGAAUAUAAUGGUGCGUAUCUUGAAAUAAUAAAUCACAACGGUUUCAAUAAACAAAUGACAAAUGGGGGAACUGGGCUUCCUUUUCAAGUGGACACACUUCAACAUCGCUGUCUGAACUCGCGGAAAUUAAUUAAAAAUUUCUGAUCAACAAAACAAUAGCCUAUCUACCCCCUAAAUGCCUGCACACCAAAUAGGUUAUAGGCCUAUACACAAUACACCGACUGCCCUGUAUUGGAUGUCUUACUGAGACAGUUUUAUUUCAGGUACUUCACGAGUGACAAACCAUUAGUUUGCAAUUGCACGUGGAAGAAAAACAGCAUAUGGAAUGAUUAUCAUUACCCGAAACACCGCCGCCAGAGUUAAGCAAGACAUGCCAUUUCGAGUAGUAAGACUCUCCACUGACGAGGCACGCGGCAGAAAAUAUUACCACACACCAAGGGUCUGCGUGAGGCAGCAAGCUGAUAAAUUCAGAUUUAAUUACAACCAUCUGUGUCAGGCCGUGCCGUUUGCGCUCGUAAAUCCACCUCUAACAAGCCUUCAGACAUACUAGAGCUGAGAAUAUCUGAGCAUGUCAGCCAACCCAACUUUCAAAGAAAUGUUUGUCUUUGAUGGUCCUCCCGGGGGGGAAGUAUGUGUAACUUUAUCAUACGCGUUUAGUACACCGACGAAUGGGAAUUUUUAUUAACAUUCUUAUUAUUCCAAUUCGUAUAACGCUCACGCCACGCCUUCACGUGAUGAUAAAAAUUUCCACAAAACCUGCUCUUCAUUUUUAAUUCUUGAUGGGCAAGCGAAAUUUCUGUACGGACGCAACUUUCAUGGAUUGGCUGUAUAUCAAUAGACUGAGGUUAUACACUGAAAAUAAAAUGAACUAUGUAAUUUUUUUUUUUUGGACAAUUAACCAAAACUACUUUAUUAUAUGUAAACAUGCACCAAAUGUUGUUCUUUUGUGAUGUUAUUCCAAAAAUUUGUUUAUGCCCUUUGGCCAUUCUCGAUUUAAUCCAAACCGGAGAUUUUAACCUAAUUGGGUUAAUUAGGGAAAAAAACACCUCACCCCUUAGUCAUUUAGUAAUAUUUAUUUUUCCGUCUUAAACGCUCUGUUGAAAGAUCUCUUGCAAACGUGUACACGAUGAAACAGGCUUACGUUUAUCAAUCCGCUGGGAAUAACAAUGCCCAGGUUUUUCGUGUUGUACCCUUUUCAUAGACCACAUAAUAAUAGUUUUUUUUUCACGAAAGAUAUAUUUAAUAUAAUAAUAAUGAGAAGAAAAAGAAGAAGAGAGAAGACUAAGAUAAUAAUAAUAAUAAUAAUAAUAAUAAUAAUAAUAAUAAUAAUGUUUAAGUGAAAGAGGAGCCCAGUUAUUUCCCGAGUUAAAAUUAUUAUUCAACCGACCAUUUUUCAUUAACAUCCAUGGCCUCUGUACGUGAAAGCACGUGAAAGAUACUAAUCUAAAUUUUUGUUCUUGAGUCCUAAUUCAAUAUAGUGCCGUUGGCAUUCAGUGGCAUAAAAGGUGAUUAAUUUUUUAUCAAGUGCUGUUUUUCUUUUUUCUUUUUUUGAUUGCCUUAGUCGCAAAGAUUACCUCCAGUUUGAUUGAAGGUGCUUAGCUGAAGCCAAUAUCUUCAAAAAAGCAUGUGUAAAAAAGUGAACAAUUGAUAACAAGUUUUUUAAAAAUUAAAACGGCUUUUUUGGUCAUGGCGAAAAGCAGAGAGAAUAGCGUUUGGCCUGGCUUUACUCAACAUCUGUCCAAAACUCUGUAUUACAAUUAAAUAUAGGUGCUUCAGAUGUAUCUUCACCAACACAAACUAAAAAUUUCCUCGAUCACUACAAUUAAUUCGCCCAAGUAUUUCAAUGUAAUGGUUUGAUUUAUUUGCAAGUCAAUGUUGAGGACAAAAUGUUGAUUGACUCCAGGCCGUAAUGAUGUAUAUAGGCGUACUAUUUGUAGCCGUCUCAUAAGAAACAUAAGCAAAGUCCCUGGAUUAAUUGAAUUGUACAGCGGAUCCUUAAUUUUAAAAUAUAUCUUUGAGUAAGGCUUUCAUUUGUUCUUUAAUGAUUAAUUUUGAUAAACAAUUUUGUUGUUAUUGAAUAAAGCAAGUGUUUAAGUCUGUUCCAGUUUUAUUUUACUAUUUAAUAAAAACGACAGCAAUUUCCUGCUAGCAAAUUAAAAUAUGCAAGAACCACAUCUGCAGAAUUAUCUGAAUUCCUACACCAGUUGCAAUAAAAAAGCCUACUGUGCAUAUAUUCUGUGCCGUUUAAUUGUCCGAUACGUUUUGUUGACAAUAGCACUCUACCAUAGAAUAAAUAAUGUUGUAGAUAUCAAACAUAUCCAGUAUGUCUAAUUAUUUGAACGAAACGCAUUUGGGGGUUUUGCUCUAAUGCUUAGAAUGUAGGAUUUUAUGCUUUUUGUGUGUGGAUUAGCAGGCUAAGUUAGUGUCAGUUUACUUGCUGAUAACAACGGGGGCUUGGACGUCAUUGGUUCUGAAGGUGGCCCUCCGGAGUCUUCUGAACCACGUAGAUCAUUUAUAACUGCUCCCAAAGAGCUAAGCCUAUGCCAAACAGCCCCGAACCUGCCCUGUCACAAACGCCUGAUCCCUGGGAUUAGAUGCCGAGCUAAUUUCGCGCUUUCUGUGGGGUCUUCAAUUUGCAGAGCUCGGAUCCGGAGAGAUAGGACUUUAGCAGACAUAACACCGAAUGUUUGGCUGUGGCGUUUACUCCAGUCUUGUUGGGGUCAUCGGGGAUUAGUGAUUAUUUUCGUCUUUUUUACGCGGGGAAACAUGUCAGUGGCUGAACAAUCCUGCCGGGAUCCUAAUGGACUUCGACAUGCUCAUAAACCAAAAAGUGUUGGGGGAUCUGACCGUAAAGACAACGAAAAGUCUCACCAGAAUCAGACAGACGAGUCCAACGCGGAGGACGGGUCACUGAAGAAGAAGCAGCGCCGACAGCGGACGCACUUCACCAGCCAACAGCUGCAGGAGCUGGAGGCCACUUUUCAACGGAACCGCUACCCAGACAUGAGCACGCGAGAGGAAAUAGCUGUGUGGACGAACCUCACGGAGGCGCGCGUAAGGGUAUGGUUUAAGAACCGCCGGGCGAAGUGGCGGAAGCGGGAGCGCAACCAGCAGGCGGAGCUGUGCAAGAACGGCUUCGGCGCCCAGUUCAACGGACUCAUGCAGCCGUACGACGACAUGUACUCCGGCUACUCCUACAACAACUGGGCCACCAAGAGCCUGGCCAGCAGCCCGCUGUCGGCCAAGAGCUUCCCCUUCUUCAACUCCAUGAACGUCAGCCCGCUGUCCUCGCAGCCCAUGUUCUCCCCGCCCAGCUCCAUCUCCUCCAUGAACAUGGCGUCCUCCAUGGUGCCCGCCGCGGUGACGGGCGUGCCCGGCGCCGGCCUCAACAACCUGAACGGCCCCGCCCUGAACUCGGCCGUGCCCGCCGGCGCCUGCCCCUACGCCACCAGCGCCAGCCCCUACAUGUACAGAGACACGUGCAACUCCAGCCUGGCCAGCCUGCGGCUCAAGGCCAAGCAGCACGCCAACUUCGCCUACCCGGCGGUGCAGAACCCCGUCUCUAACCUAAGCCCCUGCCAGUAUGCGGUCGACCGGCCGGUAUGAAGACACUCCAAAAAACAACAACAACAAAAAAAAAAACCCUUUUCACCCCCCCCAAGCCUCGCUCCCGCCCCGCCCUGCCCCACCCCGCCCCGCCCCAACCCACAAACAUCUCUCUCUCCUCCUACUCCCUUGUGCGCUAUCACUGACUUUGAGGAACCGCGCAACAAAGACAAACUGGUUAGCAACAAUGUUUUGUUUUGUUUUUUUUUUUUUUAAAAGAUGAUGUACGCAACAGGAAUAAGCUUCUCAGUAAAGACCGCUUUCGCGAUGGACCACACCUUCAGAGGAACUCAUUAAAGAAAAUUAUUAUUGAGACUUUUUGUUGAGACCUGACCAACUGCUACACACAAUUGAAAACAAAAAAAAAAAAAACAUGUCCUCUGUCAUUUUGGACUGCAUGAGUAGAGUGAAUAGGAAAAAAAAACAAAAAAACAAAGCUUUUACAAACACCAGUGGCCAACGCUGGUGCACGCCAUCAUCAGUGCCAAUUACAACCCAAUGUAAAAGGGACCCAUGGUUGUAACAGCAGCUAGAGGAUGUACAUAACUGACUUUUCCUUGUUUUGUAUGUGACAACAAUAUCUAUAAAAUGUACUACUCUGAAGAUGAAAAAAGCAUGUUCUUGAAGAGCAGAACCUAGACUGACGUACUGUGAGUACAUCCUUCAGGACCUUCGAUGUCUGUUACGAAUUCCACUCAUUUCGGCAGGUCAAAGGGCUGUUGUGUGGACGAGGCCAAGUCGGCAGCGAGUAGUCUUCAAAAAAAAAAAAAACAUGAAAAAUAAAAAUCACAAAAGCAACAAAACGAUGAAAACAACAAUUUCCACAUCCACCAGAGAAUGAGAAUCAGAGUUAAAAAAAAAGAGGCAUUUUACAAAAAAGCCAUUGAAUAUAUAGAUUUGUGUGGUGUUACAAAAAAGGGAGUCCAUGACUGUAAACAAAAAAAAAAAUGUAUGUAAGAGUGCAGUUGUUAUAAAACAAUUUUUUUUUUCUGG